GCCAGAAAAGGGACGGGAAGGUGCCAAUAAAUUGCGAGGAUGCCGCUUUAUCUCUUCUCCUCUCCCGCCGCCGCCAAGCUCGCCACCGGCCCACACGCGUCCCUGCACCGGCGGCGCCAGUUCCUCUUCCGAGUUCCCCACCGCCCCAGCCGCCGCGCCCCACUGCUAACUUCGGCGGCUGAGCGUCCAGCAGGGCGCACCAUGGCUACUGCGGAUACCGGAGCGUCCACGGUGACCGAUUCGAGGCUCCGAGCUACAGGAGUGAAGCAAGCACUGAUAUCAUUGUCAGAUAAAACAGACCUGGCUAAUCUUGGAAAUGGUCUUCAGCGUUUGGGGUUUUCUAUUAUUUCCACUGGUGGCACGGCAUCAAGUUUGGAAGCAUCUGGUGUUAAUGUUACAAAAGUUGAAGAAAUUACACAGUUUCCUGAAAUGCUUGAUGGAAGAGUAAAAACAUUGCACCCCAGUAUACAUGGUGGUAUUCUUGCGCGAAGAGACCAGGAGCACCAUCUGAAAGCACUGAAAGAGCAUGGCAUUGGGACAUUUGAUGUGGUUGUAGUGAAUUUGUAUCCAUUCUAUGAUAAGGUCACCUCAGGUGCAAUAUCUUUUGAGGAUGGCAUUGAAAAUAUUGAUAUUGGUGGGCCUACAUUGAUCCGAGCUGCUGCCAAGAAUCAUAAGGACGUUCUUGUCGUUGUUGAUCAUAAAGACUAUCCUGCUCUACUGGAAUAUCUAGAAGGGAAACAAGAUGACCCUGAUUUCCGCAGGACACUUGCAUGGAAAGCAUUCCAACAUGUUGCUUCCUAUGAUUCUGCUAUCUCGGAGUGGUUGUGGAAGCAAUCUAAUAAAGCAGAUUCAUUUCCUCCCAGCUUUACUGUGCCCCUCACAAUGAAGUCUACACUUCGCUAUGGUGAGAAUCCUCAUCAAAAGGCUGCCUUUUAUGGUGACAGGAGUCUUUCUCUAGUAAAUGCUGGCGGUAUUGCAACAGCAAUUCAGCACCAUGGAAAGGAAAUGUCCUACAACAACUAUCUGGACGCGGACGCUGCGUGGAACUGCGUCUCGGAGUUUGAGAGCCCGACUUGCGUCGUGGUUAAGCACACAAAUCCGUGUGGCGUAGCGUCUCGGCACGACAUCCUGGAAGCGUACAGGUUGGCUGUGAGGGCAGACCCCGUGAGCGCGUUCGGAGGCAUAGUCGCCUUCAACACGACGGUCGACGAGGAUCUCGCGAGGGAGAUCCGGGAGUUCAGGAGGCCGACGGACGGCGAGACGAGGAUGUUCUACGAGAUCGUGGUGGCGCCUGGGUACACGGCGGAGGGCCUGGAGGUGCUGAAAGGGAAGUCGAAGACGCUGAGGAUACUGGAGGCGAAGCGGAGGAGGAGCGGGAAGGGCACGCUGCUGUCGCUGCGGCAGGUCGGCGGCGGCUGGCUGGCCCAGGAGCCCGACGACGUGACCCCGGAGGACGUGGCCUUCACGAACGUGUCCGAGAGGGCUCCCGACGCCCGUGAGCUCUCGGACGCCAAGUUCGCGUGCCUCUGCGUCAAGCACGUGAAGAGCAACGCCAUUGUGAUCGCCAAGAACAGUUGCAUGCUGGGCAUGGGCAGUGGCCAGCCGAACCGGCUGGAGAGCCUGAGGAUCGCUUUCAGGAAGGCAGGGGAGGAGGCCAAGGGAGCUGCUUUGGCCAGCGACGCCUUCUUCCCGUUCGCUUGGAACGACGCGGUGGAGGAGGCGUGCCAGCGCGGCGUGGCGGUGAUCGCAGAGCCCGGCGGCAGCAUCCGGGACCAGGACGCCGUGGAGUGCUGCAACAAGUACGGGGUGGCCCUCGUCUUCACCGGCGUCCGGCACUUCAGGCACUGAUCGACGGCGACGGUGGCAGCGGAGACCGUGACGACGGACGAUGGGAGGGACCUCUAUAUAGCUGCGUCGAUCUGGCCGGUGGCUGGAAGGAAGGAUCUGGCGUUUCAUCCCAGCGCUGAUGCCGGCUGGCGUUUCUUGGCUACUAGGGAGACUCUGAUGGUGCUGGAUACUCAGUGGCAAAGAGUAGAGAAAGAUACAAAUGGCAGAACUGUUCACUGUAUUGCAGGAACUAUAGUUUAUAUACAAGAAUAUAAGUGAUUUUUAAUAAUGUGUCCGUUGGAAAUAACUGUUAGUAGUUGAUCACAUGAGAUAACAUGGUAUACAACCAAAUGUCGCCUCUCGAGAGGAUGGGUCGGUGGGUCCCGGUUUGUAUAUAUGACGUCGUCAGCCUGGCAAGAGGUUGAUUGAGCUUAAUACUAACUCUUGCGGUGGAUGGAAAUCGGAAACGGUCGCUGACCGGUGGGAUCGCACA
This is a messenger RNA of Zea mays, 2320 nucleotides long. RefSeq names its product bifunctional purine biosynthesis protein PurH. Lineage: Eukaryota; Viridiplantae; Streptophyta; Magnoliopsida; Poales; Poaceae. Bases 40 to 1848 code for a protein of 602 amino acids. The record is from RefSeq and is a predicted model, not a curated record. Gene Ontology annotation, cellular component: cytosol. Gene Ontology annotation, molecular function: IMP cyclohydrolase activity; phosphoribosylaminoimidazolecarboxamide formyltransferase activity. Gene Ontology annotation, biological process: 'de novo' IMP biosynthetic process. The transcript is spliced from 12 exons.